CAGACUUCCGGUUAUGUGGCGUGCAGAGUAGUCGCACGUUCAGCCUGCUCCUGCAGUUUCAAUUAUACUCUACUUAUUAAACAUCUCUAUUUUCAUUUAUAGUGUGUACAAUAGCUUUUAAAACUAGUUGCAACUAUUCGGAUCGCUCUGUCAUGUCCAAGGCUAAAGGAAAGCACGCAGAAAAAGAUAAGGAGCUUUCGCCAACGGCUAGCAUAACUAUGGCUGACAUUAGCUCACUUCUGGAUGAAAACAGAGCAGCCCUUUUGGCUGAUUUUAAGUCGUCAUUUGAGUCCCUUGCUUCAACGCUGGAUAGCAUCCAUUCCACCGUUACCGAUCACGGACAGCGCAUUGACUCUCUAGAAACUAACGCCAAUUUAGCUGAUCAACGGCUUCAACAUCUCGAGGACGCCUAUUCCACUUUGCAGAAAGACAACAAGUCGCUCAAACUGAAAGUAGCGGAUUUGGAGGGACACAGCAGGCGCCAAAAUGUCCAGAUCAUUGGCUUACCUGAAUCGAUUGAGGGUCCCCGUCCAACAGUGUUUUUUUCCCAAUUAUUGGUUGACAUUUUUGGUACGGAGGUUCUUGCUUCGCCCCCUGAGUUGGAUCGAGCGCAUCGCAGUCUCGCAUCUAAGCCGGCCCCGGGUGAAAAGCCGCGGUCAGUCAUCUUGCGCUUUCAUCGGUUCCAGGUCAAAGACUUGGUAAUUCGCGAGGCUCGUAAACGUGGAUCUCUGCUUUACAAAGGCCAUACGAUUCGCCUGUUUGACGACUACAGCCCU
This is a messenger RNA of Sinocyclocheilus rhinocerous, 776 nucleotides long. RefSeq lists its product as uncharacterized. The transcript has a single exon. The annotation marks the transcript as partial. The record is from RefSeq and is a predicted model, not a curated record. Lineage: Eukaryota; Metazoa; Chordata; Actinopteri; Cypriniformes; Cyprinidae.